Macrosiphum euphorbiae (potato aphid) is the source of this 564-nucleotide messenger RNA. The record is from the annotation of a GenBank genome assembly. NCBI's taxonomy places the organism in Eukaryota, Metazoa, Arthropoda, Insecta, Hemiptera, Aphididae.
AUGACCAUAAAUCUAAAUGGUCCUAACUUGCAAGAUAAGCAUGUCGCUACGUUGGACCCAUCUGCGAUAGCCGUGAAGACGGUCCAACCCUGCAGAUGGCACGGGCGUUCUGAUUCGACGGCCUCACUAGAUGACAGGAAUCUAGUUGAGGCCAAGAAACGUUUGAGCGCCGAAGGUCCACGGCUUACGACGUGGUUUUUUUCGACGCCUUACGUUCAUGUGUCGUAUUCUCCAGUCGUAUGCGAAAUCUCGUUGGAUGUGGCGACUGUCCCUGAAAUGGACAUCAGAUCAGCGUGUGAUGAUACGGUACAAACUGAGACCCUGACGAUGCCAGUCGCAUGCGAAGUCUCUGUGGAUGUGCCGACUGUCCCUGAAAUGGACAUCAGAGCAGCGUGUGAUGACACGGUACAAGCUGAGAUCCUGACGAUGCCAAUCGUUAACGCAAGCCAGCCGGACACGGUUCAGGUGGUAAUAACCGGAAAAACGGGAAAGCCUAGGUGCCGUUUGUUUUGGUCUGGCAUCAAGAAAAAUGUUAGGCGUGCAUUGUGCUGCGGAUGUGUGUAG